AUGAAAGCCAAGUUGUUGUUGCAAACGCUCAGUAGAAAGAGGCUGGGUUGGGAUGAUAUGUUAGAAGAAACCGACAAAGAGCAAUGGAAGCGCUGGCUGGAUGAUCUCCCAAAAUUGCAACAAAUACAGGUAGACCGCUGUUUGAAACCUAAGGAAUUUGGUGAAGUUAAAGAGGUACAGUUGCACCUCUUCUCGGAUGCUUCUCGUCAAGGAUAUGCAGCCGUUGCAUACCUCCGUUUGAAAGAUGUGACCAACCAAGUUCACUGUGCAUUUGUAAUGGGAAAGGCAAGAUUGGCUCCCAUAUGUGAGAUUUCCAUUCCAAGAUUGGAGCUGACAGCCGCUGUCAUCUCCGUAAGGCUCUCUAAGAUUAUUCAAGAAGAGUUAGACAUGACAAUAGACCGCAUUUCUUAUUGGAGUGACUCGACUUCCGUGCUGAAGUGUAUCAACAAUGAGUCAAAGAGAUUCCAUACAUUUGAGUCUAAUCGUCUAACACUUAAAUCACAACUAUAUGGUGUUGACAAUAGGAGAACUACUUGCGGCUGA
Messenger RNA from Stylophora pistillata, 543 nucleotides. RefSeq lists its product as uncharacterized. NCBI's taxonomy places the organism in Eukaryota, Metazoa, Cnidaria, Anthozoa, Scleractinia, Pocilloporidae. The record is from RefSeq and is a predicted model, not a curated record.